AUGGAGGCGGACCACAGCUCCCAGCUGCGGCAGCUCUUCCGCUCCUGCGACCGCAAAGGCCGCGGCUACAUCGGCCAGCAGGAGUUGCGCGACCUGUGCGCUGGCUUCGACAUCACCGCGGAAGAUGCAGACACCAUCUUCAGCGACCUAGACCACGACGGGGACGGACGCGUCACGGUGGAGGAUUUCGAGUGGGGUUUCCGAAACUUCCUCCAGUCGGACGAGGAGGGUUCUGCAGAGGACUCGCCGGUAGGAAGGCGGCCGGCCGGCGCGGCUGCCGAGCGUCGACAUUCGCACGCCUGGCCGCACCUCGUGGCCGGCGUCGGCCAAAGCGCCAUCAAGGAGCUCCUACAGACCAGCGGGCAGAAGCUUGCGGAGCUAUAUGAAGAUCUCCAAACCACAUCAGUUUCUCCGGACUUGAUAAAACGUUUCGACGGUGCAUUUACGAGUUUACUCCAAGAUGUGAAGAAAAUUCAACAAGAGAGGAAGAAAUUGGAAGAAAUGUUCUCCAGGGAAAAACAAUCGCAUUUGGAGCAUCUCAGAAGUCUUGAAGAAGAACUCGAUGUCCAGGUCGCACGCAUAGAACAGAAGGCCAAAGAGGAGGCAGAAGCAAGAUUUGAAGCUGAGAAGAGGUUGUUGAAGGAAAAAAUGGAAGCCGAAAUGGCCGAACUGCAACUCCACCUAAAACUAUUCCAAAAGGUAAAUGCAGUCCUGAGCAAGAAGCAAGAAGCAGCUAAAAACCUCCGUCACACAGACAAAGACACCAACAGUGAGCUGCAGAGCUCCCUCGUUGACACUAAAACAACUCUAGCAGUGCUGAGGGCUGAGAUGGCGCAGCUGAAAGCAGAGUACGAAGUGAAGUGCCGAGAACUGCACGAGCAACAACAGACGACCUACGCGUUUAUCAACCAGAAUGAUCAUAUUUAUAACCAAAUUGGCCUGCUUCAUGAAGCAAAUCUCAAACUUCAAGACACCAAUGACAAUCUACUCUCUGUAAUCGAUACAGGUGGACCAUUUUUAUCUAGACCUGCUUCGCCUUGCACCAGCAGUAUAGGACUGUGUUCUUCAAGCAUAGCACAAAUAAGUCGAAGUCCUGACCCUUCUGAUGUCAGCACUGAUGCAGAUUCAGCUCCACACAGCCUCAGCAAUAUGAAGUCUGACUCAGAUGAUGAGGCUGUACAGAAAGUGAAAAGACUUGAUGAAUAUGCUUAUGGAAGAUCUGUAAAAAUCAGUACUGAUAUGGCUGGUAAAAAGUCACUGCAAGAAGAAAUCUGUGAAGCUGUAAGGAAAGAGGGAAAUGAGUCAGAAGACAAAAAUGAUUUUCACAUUUCCAAGGAACAUGACACCAUUUACAACAAACAAGUGUUGUCUUCUGUGGUUAAUGGAAGAACACCAAAUACAAAGACCCAGUCCUCCUUAGAACCUGAGGGUCCAGUUGACAGAACUUUCAAAAUAGUAUUUGCUGGAGAUGCAGCAGUUGGAAAGAGUAGCUUUAUUUUUAGAUUUUGUAAAGGUGUUUUCAUUAACAAUAUGGGAUCCACCCUUGGGGUUGACUUCCAAGUAAAAACCAUCAAAAUAGACAACAGGAAUGUUGCAUUGCAGCUAUGGGAUACUGCAGGACAAGAACGUUUCAGAGCUAUGACCAAAGCAUAUUUUCGCCGUGCUGAUGGAGUAUUGUUACUUUAUGAUGUUACAAAUGAAAGAUCACUAUUAAAUGUUCGCCGUUGGAUACAGAACAUUGAUGAACUUACUGAACAUCACAUCCCAGUAAUAUUGUGUGGCAAUAAAAUAGAUCUACGUGGUGAUAAACUGGCUCAAGGAAAGGCUUGUGUGGAUCCUGAACAUGGGCAAAAAAUUGCAAGAGACCAUGGUGUACCAUUCUUUGAAACAAGCUCAAAAACAGGACUCAACAUAACAGAUGCAAUAGUAGUGCUCACCAGGGAAAUGUUGACCCAAGAAGACAUUGAGGUACAUACUUCAUCACUAAAAAUAUCUCCUAAGGGUCACAAAUCAAAACCCUGCUGCCACAAUUAAAAUUUCAGUUUAACUAAGAUCUUAUAAUGCCAACACUUUUAAAUUAAUAUUUUGAGGACCUUAUAGAGAUAAGAAGUAACCUAGAUAUCUCAUAUUAUCAGUAUUAUCCUUAUAUACUCUAUGAGCUAGGCAAUCAUCAAUGUGAGAAUACUGUUUUGUACAAUAAAAAUAUGGCCUACAGUUAUUAUAUACAGCUAUUUGUUAAGUAUCCAAAUGUUCCAAGCAAACUAAUCUAUAUACUCCAAUAAUAAAAAGAUUUAGCAAUAUAAUGACAAAAAUUCUCUAACUUAGGAUAGAAUAGUUUCUUUUGUCUGUGAUAUGUCACAUUACUGUAUCAGAUGAAUUUUAAAUGGAAAUUAUUUUCCUCAUACUGUAAACAGAAAAACAUUCACAAAAUUCAUUACCAGGUAGAACAUAGUAGCAAGUAAAAAUGUGAACCAAUACCUUUUUUGCAUGUUGCAUUUACACAAUUAAGUAUUACUCAAUAAUAAAAUGCUGUUUAAUUUACAAGAUGGAACUCUUCCACAUAUUAUGGAAUCUGCAUGUCAAGUAACACAAAUGUUCAUCUAUUAUAAUAUAUGGUAAGGCCUGGUUGGGAAUCACGAAUUAUUUAUAAAUAAAGAAGACAACUCACUGAAACACAGAAGCACUGGUUUGCCAGUAGGUAUGCAAACAAACAGAGCUUUUCUAGCUUUCAGAAUGAACUUCCUUUUUCAAGCUUGUAGGAGAAAUAUGCACACAAACACAUACACAUGCACAUGCUAUUCUC
This is a messenger RNA of Schistocerca gregaria, 2803 nucleotides long. Its product is annotated as ras and EF-hand domain-containing protein-like. Lineage: Eukaryota; Metazoa; Arthropoda; Insecta; Orthoptera; Acrididae. The transcript is spliced from 13 exons. Bases 1 to 2034 code for a protein of 677 amino acids. The record is from RefSeq and is a predicted model, not a curated record. Gene Ontology annotation, molecular function: calcium ion binding; GTP binding; GTPase activity.